AUGCUGUCCCUGCUGCUCACUGCCAACGCGGAGCGGCUCGUGCUCAAAUCCGACUACCGCCUGCGCGACGCCGCCGCCGCCGCCGCCUUUGCCGCCGCCGCCGCGCCAUUUGGCCUCGGCCUUCCUGCCGCGCCACCGCUCGGAGCCCUCUCCGCCUUUCUGGGCUCCCGGGCGGAGGCCGUCUCCUUUGCCUUUGAUUCUGAGGCGCUCGAGAUCCUCGACGCAAACGGGCCACGCGAGAACUUUGCCGUUGGCGGCCGCAACCGCUGGCGCUACUCCGAUAUCGCCGAGUUUGCCUUCUACCCAUCCUCCGAGCUGCCGCUUCUGGUGUACUUUGCAGAGCGGAGCGGCAGCGGCAGCGGCGCGUCAGACUCGCAGGGCCACCUGUUCCCAGUCCUCUGCGACCCCGAGAGCCUCGUGCGGCUCUUCGAGGAGAGGGUCGGAGCGUCAAAGCGCACAGCCUCUCCGCCUCGGCGGCUGCGGAGCGGCCGGCGGCGGGCGGGCGCCGCGCGCAUGUCGCUGGCGCACCGAGGCGACGAGGCGGCUGCCCCACCGAGGAUGGUGGCUCCUGCGGUGUCCCGCAGAGGCGCGGCGGGCAUUUUUGCUGCCGCGGCGGCGCAUGCGGGCGCGGGCGCCGACACCGGCCUUGGGUACGUGGAUGACGCGGGACAGGUCUCGUACAGCCAGGUGCAGCGGGCGUGGGAGAAGGCGGCAACGAUGACCGACCGGGAAAAGUUGCUGGCCGCCCGCGGCGUCGCCCUGUCGCCGCCCCAGGGAGGAGGCGCGGGCGGAGAGAGCAUCCCCCGAAGCAUCAUCCCGCCGCCCGGAUGGAAUACUCAAGCGCCGCCCGGCCCUGUGGUGAUCACCCAAAUCGAGAAGGACAAGGGGCCGCCCCGCCCCGGCUCCGGCCCGCCUUAUCUCACUGUCGAGUCGCCCGGCCGCGGCGGGCGGGCUUGGCGCGUGCACCGGUCGCAGGCGCUCAGCUUCACGAACACCGUCGAGCCGCGCUGGAACCGCCUCGAGGCGGAACGGGAUGAGGGGCGGGCGGGCUCCGCGUCGGAGCUGCUCGAGCUCCGCCGCGGCCUUGUGCACGCGGUGGCGCGGGGAGGCUAA
Emiliania huxleyi CCMP1516 is the source of this 1113-nucleotide messenger RNA. RefSeq lists its product as hypothetical. Lineage: Eukaryota; Haptophyta; Isochrysidales; Noelaerhabdaceae. The transcript is spliced from 2 exons. The record is from RefSeq and is a predicted model, not a curated record. The coding region runs from base 1 to 1113 and encodes 370 amino acids.